This is a messenger RNA of Sclerotinia trifoliorum, 3294 nucleotides long. The record is from the annotation of a GenBank genome assembly. NCBI's taxonomy places the organism in Eukaryota, Fungi, Ascomycota, Leotiomycetes, Helotiales, Sclerotiniaceae.
UAUCUCAACCAAAGACCUGGUACGAUUAAAUCCCAUCUUUGAGGAUCUCUAUCAUCGGUGUUUGCCCAGACCAAUAGAUUUGCUUACUUUGAUGCUGAUGUACACUAAAAAUGUUAUCUGGCUUCAGGUUUAGUUCACCAUUCUAUUUAUGAUAACAUCGGUUUUGUUACUGCGAACAUUUCCGCCCAAAAAGUUUUCGUCGUAGGUUCCAGGCGCAAACAUCAUGACAUCCUGUUGAAUGACUCGCUCAGAUCAAUGGUACUAUUGUUUUUUUAGUAGGAGGGCACAUUGUCACAAGUUGGACGUUGGUGGUUAGAUCUUCAAGAAUCUCAGUACCCGACGCCCCUGAAGCGCCGUCACCUCGAAGUUCGUAGUUAGAUCUUCCAAGGAUUUGGAUGCUUGACCUUUUUUGCAUUGAUCAGAAUCCAUCUACAGCUUCAAUCAUGUCCGACUAUACAGAUGAACAAUCUUUCAGAACCGGCGAUACGUUAGCCGAUGUCGAGAUGGAGAGACGAGAAGAUGACUAUGGGGAUCAAGAAGGGUUACUUUCCGGCGAGAAGGAUGAUUUAUCACCAAAUGAAUCUUCACGGUCCAGCGAUACGUUGGAUGAUGUUGAGAUGCAAAGGCGAGAAGAUGACUAUGGAGAUCAAGAAGGAUUACUGUCUGGCGAGAAAGAUAAACCAUCACAAGAGGUCGAAGUCAAAAAGAUAUGGCGUCUGACAACCUUUUCGUGGAUAAUUAUAUCGUUUUUGGCAGUGAUAGGAAUAACACUCACGAUGAUGAAGAUAGCGUGGGCUUUCAUCCCUAAUGAGAGCACGAUAAUUGAUUAUCCAGAGACAAUACUCAACGAUUUUCGCCGGUCAGCAAACGACUACAUAUUAGAUCCAAACUGGGAUUUUGAUGCCUCUCCAAAAGUUCGAACAUAUCAUUGGACUAUAAAGGAUAUCGAAGCAAAUCCAGAUGGAGUUUUCAGGCCUAUGAUAACUAUUAACUCGCAAUUUCCUGGUCCAAUGAUUGAAUGUAAUGAGGGUGAUGCUUUGGUUAUUAACGUUGAUAAUCAAGGUGUCAAUGCUACCUCCAUACAUUUCCAUGGUAUUUUUCAAAAUGGGACGAACCAUAUGGACGGUACUACAGGCAUCACACAAUGUCCUAUUGCACCGGGUCAUAAAUUUCGAUAUGAGUUCAAUGUCACGGGUCAAUCUGGCACUUACUACUAUCAUGGGCACCAAGCUGUACAAAUCGCUGAUGGCGUGUAUGGACCCUUGGUUAUUCAUUCUAAGAAAGAGAAGACUUUACAGCAAAUUUUAUAUGCGACGGAUCGAGUAGUCAUGCUCCAAGAUUACUAUCAUGAACUUAGUAGUGGACUCCUGAUCGAAAAUCUUCAACCUGGAAGCGAAUCCUCACCAAUUCCUGAUGGAGCUUUGAUCAAUGGACUUAACAGUCGAGAUUGUUCCGUUCUACCACAUCGAACAUGUGACAACUCGACAACCAGUCUUUCUUCAUUCGAUUUAACUGCAAAUGCGAAUCAUCGACUACGAUUCAUUAAUACUGGUGCAUUUGCUUGGUUUCAAGUCAGCUUGGACGAACAUGAGUUUGCAAUCACUGAAGUUGAUGGUACAGAUAUCAUGCCAUCAUAUGAGACUCGCAUGAUGAUUGGUCCUGCACAACGAUAUAGUAUGAUCUUGAACACAAACCAGAUUUCAACCGAUGCUUUUUGGCUUCGAGCACGAAUGGUUACUCAUUGUUGGAAAGAACCCGAGAAACCAGCCCAUCCAGCUGAUGAAGUUCGAGCCAUCAUUCGUUAUGUUUCGAAUAAAGACACGCCUAGAAACAUAACCUCUCAACCCACUUCCAAAAAUUGGGAAAAGGCGAUUGAAGUAGAAUGUAGGGAUAUGAAUAUCAGCUCCUACAUCCCUACAUCUUUCGAACCAGCUCCUACAAUAGCAGAUCAUAGCUAUUUCCUUCGUGCAAAUCUCGAAAGAAAGAACUGGCGUCUAGAGCGAGGCUACUUCAAUACCUCUACUUUCCGCCCUCAAAUCCAAUAUCCAACACUUCACCGCACAAUCGAUGGUUUCGCCACUAAGAAUGAAUCAUUCACAUCCAUGAGCAGUAUCAACGGUGUUAAUCCCAUCUCGUACGACCAAACAAACGAUUUCCUGAUCCAACAUUCCGGAAUCAAGGUCAUCGAUAUAAUCGUCCGAAACUUUGAUGAAGGAAAUCACCCCAUGCAUUUACAUGGACACAAAUUUUGGGUUCUAGGCCAAGGUCACGGUCCUUUCCCUGGUUACAAAGCUUUGAAUCUUCAAUCUGAAGGUCGUGGAACAUUGCCAGGUCAUGAACACGCGCUAGAUAAUUUGAUAAGAAGAGAUGUAGCAUCGGUAGAAGGAUAUGGAUGGUUAGCUCUUCGAUUCGUGGCGGAUAAUCCGGGUAUAUGGGCAUUUCAUUGUCAUAUGAUGUGGCAUGGAGAGGCUGGAAUGGUGAUGCAAUUUGUAGAUCGACUUGACGAAGUGAAGAAAUGGAAGAUUCCCGAAGCAAACCAAAAAUUAUGCGAGGUAGAUAUUGGGGAGUUGGAAAAGGGUGCAGUACCUAAAGAUGAAAUUUGGUUCGGGUUCGAAGAUGAAGAUUGAGUGGAUAGAGAUUGAGGUUUAAGAGUUAUUUAAUGUGCUGGGCUUGAGGUGAGGAUACUGGUGAAGUCCGUACAUAUAUCCACCUGCAUUUCCGAUGUCAUCAGACUUUGCAGACGGAACUUGCGAAUAUCUAUUCUUCCUUCCCAUGAUUUAGGUGGAAAGACACCCCAUAGGAUACGUCUAGGAUAUACACACGGCGACUAUAUCCACCCCUCACCAUCUCAUUCUGAAUAUCAAAAAUUCACGAUAUAUAUCGUAUACGAGAUGCAAGACAAAAGAUACAAAAUACAACCACUACCACCACCUAUCAUGCAUCCCUAACAUCAAAGCCAUUCCACGAAGAACCUCUUCACAACAUGAGAUGGUCUCGCACACUUACACCACAACUCCCAACGUUAACCACGGCUCCCAACCACGAGCCGCGAGCCACACUAUGGAUCAUCCGAGAAUCCUUAGGUUUUGAAUAUGAAUGGUGAUAGAUAUACAUGUAGAUGUGCAUAUAGAAGAUAGAAAUAGAAAGGAAUACAUCACCACACUCCAUAUUCAGCAAACACUUACUCUUUCUUCUAUUCGAUUUUGUAUACUGAUUCGGUGAUUCUGCUUAGAAUGUAUAGAUAGAUUGAUAUAUUACAUACAUACACACACACACAUGUACAUAGAAUACCAA